Messenger RNA from Caenorhabditis sp. 36 PRJEB53466, 538 nucleotides. NCBI's taxonomy places the organism in Eukaryota, Metazoa, Nematoda, Chromadorea, Rhabditida, Rhabditidae. The record is from the annotation of a GenBank genome assembly.
AUGACAGACGGCACAUCUCAGGCCGCUAAGUUCAUGUCGUCCGUCAACGGAUUGGUGCCGUCGACGAUUUUCGAUCGCAGUGCGUAAUCGUUCCUCUUUGAAAGUCGCAAGCGAAAACAUUUCAGUUCACUCCGACAUGGACGUUUCGGAGGAAAUGGAGGAGAUUCGCGAGGUGCUCUACGAGAUGAUAAAGAAGAAUUUCCCGAUGGGAGUGGCGGCCACGCAUCUCGCUGACAAAUACCACGAGGAGUGAGUUCAUCAACUUUUAAAAGCAACUCAAUUACUUUCUAGCUUCGUCUCGAAAGGCCUCGGACGGGAACUUCCGGAUGACUGGAUUCAACAGGUGACCGCCGCCGAAGAGUUCGAAGCACAAGUGAGUGAGAAUACUCGCUUUCCUGCACCAUCCGCCUUUCAGACACGUGGUCCGAUCACGAUUCUCUUCGUCCGUCUCUCCAACACUUCUUCUUUCAAGAGACCGCCAAUCAAUUCGGUGAACGUACGAGGUGAACAGAUCGGGGGAAAUUCGAACACACAUUAA